Messenger RNA from Artibeus jamaicensis (Jamaican fruit-eating bat), 2075 nucleotides. RefSeq names its product CD2 molecule (gene CD2). The record is from RefSeq and is a predicted model, not a curated record. The transcript has 5 exons. Gene Ontology annotation, molecular function: signaling receptor binding. Gene Ontology annotation, cellular component: membrane. Gene Ontology annotation, biological process: cell-cell adhesion; positive regulation of type II interferon production. The coding region runs from base 91 to 1104 and encodes 337 amino acids. Lineage: Eukaryota; Metazoa; Chordata; Mammalia; Chiroptera; Phyllostomidae.
UGGUUAAGCUGUCGGGGGUGGAUUCCAUCGGUCUUGCUUAAGUUCCUUUUGCAAAAGCUCAGAAUCACAAUAAGGAAACUAACCCCAAAGAUGAGCCUCGCAUGUAAAAUCCUAGCCAGCUUCCUUCUGAUUUUCAUCCUUUCUGCCCAAGGGACAGAUAUCAUUGAGGCCCAGGGUGCCCUGAACGAAAACAUCACCCUGAACUUUCCCGACCAACAGCCUGGUAUCGUGGAUGACAUCCAGUGGUUCAAAAACGGUACCAGGAUUGCACGAGUCAAAGGAGGCAAAGUGCGUGACCAGCAAAAAGAAUACCAAGUGUUAGCCAGUGGAAUUCUGGCAAUUAAACAUCUGCAGAGAAGUGAUCACACUGACUUCAAGAUAAUCAUAUAUAACAAGGCUGGAUUCGAAAUAUUUACCAGAACAUUCAAUGUGAAGAUUCUAGAAAGGGUUUCAAAACCUGAGAUCUCCUGGAAUUGUACCGACACAACCCUGACCUGUAAGGUAACAAACGGAACUGACCCUAAAUUAGAACUGUAUCGAGGUCAGAAGUAUAUCAAAGGCGGCCAGAAGGUCAUCCAAUACAAGUGGACCACCCAAAAAAAUGCAUCAUUCAAGUGCACAGCAAAUAACGCAGUCAGUGAGGAAACCAGCGUGGCGGAACUCUUGUGUCCAGAGAAAGGUCUGGACAUCUACCUCAUCAUUGGCGUCUGUGGCGGAGGCAUACUCCUCUUCCUCUUUGUGGCACUCCUCAUUCUCUUUCACAAGAGGAGAAAAGUGCACAGAAGGAGACAUGGUGAGGAACUGGAAAUCAGAGCACACAGAGUGACCUCCGACGAAAGGGGCCAGAAGCCCCAUCAAAUUCCUGUUUCAGCUCCUCAAAAUCCAGCCUCGUCCCAACCUCCUCCACCACCCGGUCACCGUGCCAAGGCACAUGGUCAUCGUCCCCUGCCUCCCGGCCACCGCGUCCAGCACCCUCACCAGAACCAGCAGCAGAAGAGGCCUCUUCCCACCCCUGGCACACAAGCUCGGCAGCAGAAAGCCCCUCCUCUCCCCAGGCCUCGAGUCCAACCGAAAUCUCCCCGUGGGGCCUCAGAAAACUUGUAACUGUCUCCUGGCAGAGCCGUUCCCUUCCUCUGAUUAAAAGAGAUAAAAACCGUCCCUUCCCAGGAAGGCACCGUGGGAGUCCUGCACUCCGGGGCGGACGCCCGCAUGUCCACCAGCUGUGUCCUACUCAUCCCCUCCCCAGCCCGCGGGCCACCGCCACACCUGCACUCCUGUCUCGGCCACAUGGUCUAACGUCUGGAGUCUCUGGCCUCCUCCCAAAGCCCCACUGCACCAGGACGGCAGAGACAAUGCACGUGGAAUUGUUAGGAUGAUGGGCGACUGAGCACAGAACCCUGGAGCGCCCUUCGCCUGCCCGUGCAGCGUGCGGUGUUCACUGUGCUGCGUCUUGCUACGAGCGGCCUGCCUGUUCGGGAGACUCUGGGGCUUCUCAUGCACCGGGUGGACACUCGCCCGCCGUGUCGGGAGCAGGUGUGAAAUAAAAGCUUUGCCUGGGUCCCAGUGUCUACUCACUGUGGAAAGGGGCCCAACGCGCAGCCGUGGCAUAGAAGAGAGGCUGCUGCCGUGGCAGCCAGACCCAGUCUCGGCCCCCGCUCAGCGGGGCCCUGACCCUGCCAGAACAACCGGGACACGCUCCCCAGGUCUCAGCUGCAAAGCUGGCCUGACCACCUACUCGUAGGUCUGUAUAAUGAACGGAAACCUCUGUGCACAAACUUCUACAAGAGCGACCAGAAAACGUAACCCUUCGUCUCACUUCUUUGAUCAUUCAGACAUGGUCACAGUGAUCUGCAGCAUCACCCUGGGAAACAAGGAGUCCGCGAGUACCAGUGGUGCCGUGAGCCUAUCAGAUGAUGCACCAAAGGGCAGGCCAGGCCGACAGCUCUGGGGGCUUGGGCGGGUGGGGGGUGAGGGAUGGAGCAAAAAGGAAAGAGGACUCGUGGAUAUGGACAACUGUGUGGUGACUGGGGGGAGGAGGGGUAAGGGGAUACAUGGCAGUGGGAAAAGUACAAUAA